Messenger RNA from Closterium sp. NIES-65, 2580 nucleotides. The record is from the annotation of a GenBank genome assembly. Lineage: Eukaryota; Viridiplantae; Streptophyta; Zygnematophyceae; Desmidiales; Closteriaceae.
AUGUCCCAUUUCUCUCCGUUCCCUCCCACCAACCCCUUUCAAAACCACUUGGCGUACAAGAAGCACCCGAGCAACCUUCCCAGCGAUGCCAUGCUGCCUCCUGCUGCUUCUUUCAGUAUCUUCAACCACAAGAAGGAUCUCAGGAACAUCUUUCCCAGCUAUGCCAUGCUGCCCCCUGCUGCCGUCUUUGCUCCUCUUUCUCUCCCCUUAUCCUUUCUGUCCCCUUAUCCUUUACUCCUAUCACUCCCCCUCAUCUUAAACCAUUCCUUCCCUUAUUCCUCCUUCCUUUUCCCUCUUCCUCUCCCUUUUCCUCCUCCCUCUCCUCUUUUCCCUUUCCUCUCCAUUUACCGUCGUCAUCUCACUUUACCCUUUUCCCUCUUCCUUUACCCCCUUCCCUCCUUUUCCCCUUUCCCUCCCUUAUUCCCCUUCCCUCCCUGCAACCCCUCCCCUUCAUUUACACUCCUCCCUUCAUUUAACCCUUCCCCUCCCUUCACCCCCUCCUAUCCCUGUAUUCCUUCCCGGCUGCCACGUCGGACUGCCCUUCCAAGACAGACUGCCUCCAAGACGGACUGCCUCCAAGCCGGACUGCCUCCAAGACGGACUGCCUCCAAGACAGACCGCUUUUCAAAGACGGACUGCUUUUCCAAGACAGACUGCCUUACCAAGGCGGACUGCCUAACCAAGACGGACUGCCUUACCAAGACGGACUGCCUUACCAAGACGGACCACCUUACCAAGACUGACUGCCUUUCCAAGACGGACUGCCUUUCCAAGACGAACUGCCUUUCCAAGACGGACUGCCUUUCCAAGACGGACUGCCUUACCAAGACGGACGGCCUUACCAAGACGGACGGCCUUACCAAGACGGACUGCCUUACCAAGAGGGACUGCCUUACCAAGACGGACUGCCUUACCAAGACGAACUGUCUUACCAAGACAGACUGCCUUACAAAGACGGACCGCCUCUCCAAGACGGACUGCCUUACCAAGACGGACUUCCUUUUCAAGACGGACUGCCUUACGAAGACGGACUGCCUAACCAAGAGGGACUGCCUUACCAAGAGGGACUGCCUUAUCAAGACGGAAUGCCUUACCAAGACGGACUGCCUUACCAAGACGGACUGCCUUACCAAGUUACAAUGCCUUACCAAAACCGACUGCCUUACCAAGACGGACUGCCUUACCAAGACGGACUUCCUUACCAAGACGGACUGCCUUACCAAGACCGACUGCCUUUCCAAGACGGACUGCCUUACCAAGACGGACUGCCUUACCAAGACAGACUGCCUUACCAAGACGGACUGCCUUACCAAGACGGCCUGCCUUACCAAGACGGACUGCCUUAUCAAGACGGACUGCCUUACCAAGACCGACUGCCUUACCAAGACGGACUGCCUUACCAAGACAGACUGCAUUACCAAGAGGGACUGCCUUACCAAGACGGACUGCCUUACCAAGACGGACAGCCUCCAAGACGGACUGGCUUACCAAGACAGACUCCCGUACCAAGACGGACUGCCUUUCCAAGACGGAGACGGACUGCCUUACCAAGACGGUCUGUCUUACCAAGACGACUGCCUUACCAAGACGGACUGCCUUUCCAAGACGGACUGCCUUACCAAGACGGACUGCCUUACCAAGACGGACUGCCUUACCAAGACGGACUGCCUUACGAAGAUGGACUGCCUUACCAAGACGGACUGCCUUACCAAGAGGGACUGCCUUAUGAAGACGGACUGCCUUACCAAGACGGCCUGCCUUACCAAGACAGACUGCCUUUCCAAGACGAACUGCCUUACCAAGACGGACUGCCUUACAAAGACGGACUGCCUUACCAAGACGGACUGCCUUACCAAGACGGACUGCCUUUCCAAGACGGAGUGCCUUACCAAGACGGACUUCCUUACCAAGACGGACUGCCUUACCAAGACGGACUGCCCGGACUGCCCUACCAAGACGGACUGUCUUACCAAGACAGAAUACUUUACCAAGAUGGACUUCCUUUCCAAGACGGAAUGCUUUUCCAAGACGGACUGCCUUACCAAGACGGACUGCCUUACCAAGACGGACUUCCUUACCAAGAUGCACUGCCUUACCAAGACGGACUGCCUUACCAAGACGGACUUCCUUAUCAAGACGGACUGCCUUACCAAGACCAACUACCUUACCAAGACGCACUGCCUUACCAAGACGGACUGCCUUACCAAGACGGACUUCCUUACCAAGACGGACUGCCUUACCAAGACCGACUGCCUUUCCAAGACGGACUGCCUGACCAAGACGGACUGCCUUACCAAGACAGACCGCCUUACCAAGACGGACUGGCUUACCAAGACGGCCUGCCUUACCAAGACGGACUGCCUUAUCAAGACGGACUGCCUUACCAAGACCGACUGCCUUACCAAGACGGACUGCCUUUCAAAGACGGACUGCCUUACCAAGAGGGACUGCCUUACCAACACGGACUGCCUUACCAAGACGGAGUGCCUCCAAGACGGACUGUCUUACCAAGAUGGACUGCCUUACCAAGACGGACUUCCUUUCCAAGACGGACUGCCUUACCAAGACGGACUGCCUUGA